AUAAGAUUGGAAGAAAAUAUUACAAGAAUAUAUAUGAUAUCCAUGAUCAUCAUGCCAGCCUCCAGGUCUGGAACGAGCUGCGAUUACUGGAUAGAUGGAUCCCACAGAGAGAUAGCCUUUGAAGAUUACUACACAGUGGCACAGGAAUUAGGAAGGGGUGCAACAUCUGUUGUGUACAGAUGUCAAGAAAAGCGAACCCAGAAACAAUAUGCUGCAAAGGUCCUGCAGAAAACAAUUGAUAAGAAGAUUGCAAGGACUGAAAUUGGAGUUUUGUUACGACUUUCUCAUCCAAACAUUAUUAAACUAAAGGAAAUCUUUGAGACGCCUGCAGAGAUCAUCCUGAUUCUGGAAUUGGUGACUGGUGGGGAGCUUUUUGACAGGAUUGUAGAGAAAGGAUAUUACAGUGAGAGGGAUGCAGCUCAUGCUGUUAAACAGAUUCUGGAAGCUGUUGCGUAUUUACAUGAGAAUGGAGUGGUACAUCGAGACCUGAAACCAGAAAACCUCCUAUAUGCAGAUCUGUCAUCAGAAGCACCACUGAAAAUAGCUGACUUUGGUCUAUCCAAAAUUCUGAAUGAGCAGGUUACCAUGAAGACAGUUUGUGGGACCCCUGGAUAUUGCGCACCUGAAAUCCUGCGAGGCUGCAGCUAUGGGCCUGAGGUGGAUAUGUGGUCUGUUGGAGUCAUAACUUACAUCUUGCUUUGUGGGUUUGAACCAUUUUUUGAUGCAAGGGGUGACCAGUAUAUGUACAGCAGGAUCUUGAACUGUGACUAUGAAUUUGUCUCCCCCUGGUGGGAUGAUGUGUCUCUAAAUGCAAAAGAUCUGGUUAGAAAACUGAUCGUGCAAGAUCCACAGAAACGGUUAACAGUUCAUCAGGCCUUGCAACACCCUUGGGUGACUGGGAAAGCAGCUAAUAUUGCUCAUAUGGACAACGCUCAGAAGAAAAUGCAAGAAUUUAACGCAAGGCGCAAACUUAAAGCAGCUGUUAAGGCUGUAGUAGCCUCAAGCCGACUGGGAAAUGCCAGCAAUCAUACCCACAGCAAUCAUGACAGCGUCAAAGGAAGACUCAAUUCUUGCUCCAUUCAAGAGCAGAGCACAGAAAAGGAAAAUGGACAAGAAUCAUAGCUAAGCUCUUGCAAGGGGUUCCCAAAGACUGUCUUCCUCAUGGAAGAUAUGCAAAGAAUGCUGGCAAUGUUCAAUGGCUCAGAACUUUCUUUCCAAAAUGAAUGGUGAUAGCAUAUUUUGCAAAAAAAAACAAUUCUGUAACGUAUUUUCCACAUCUUGUAGUGGAAUGAUAUGGCAGAUCUUCAAAUCAUAUGUGAAGAUUUUAUAUAUAUAUAUAUAUUUAUAGUAUUUUAUGUUGUAGUACUCAAUGUAGACUGAUAAUGGUAUAAACAUAA
Messenger RNA from Hemiscyllium ocellatum (epaulette shark), 1397 nucleotides. RefSeq names its product calcium/calmodulin-dependent protein kinase type IV-like. Bases 34 to 1122 code for a protein of 362 amino acids. Gene Ontology annotation, molecular function: calmodulin binding; calcium/calmodulin-dependent protein kinase activity; ATP binding. The record is from RefSeq and is a predicted model, not a curated record. The transcript is spliced from 11 exons. NCBI's taxonomy places the organism in Eukaryota, Metazoa, Chordata, Chondrichthyes, Orectolobiformes, Hemiscylliidae. Gene Ontology annotation, biological process: protein phosphorylation.